Messenger RNA from Delphinapterus leucas (beluga whale), 835 nucleotides. It is a transcript of the gene PHLDA2, whose product is annotated as pleckstrin homology like domain family A member 2. Gene Ontology annotation, biological process: positive regulation of apoptotic process; placenta development. Gene Ontology annotation, molecular function: phosphatidylinositol phosphate binding. The record is from RefSeq and is a predicted model, not a curated record. Lineage: Eukaryota; Metazoa; Chordata; Mammalia; Artiodactyla; Monodontidae.
GCGCAUUGCAGAGGCUGCUACCAGCGGAGCGCCUUCGCUUCUGCGAGCUGCACCCGGCCGACAUGAAGACCCCCGGGGAGGUGUUGCGCGAGGGCGAGCUGGAGAAGCGCAGCGACAGCCUGUUCCAGCUGUGGAAGAAGAAGCGCGGCGUGCUCACCCCUGACUGCCUGAGCCUGUUCCCCACCGGUCCCGGCGCGCGCCCCAAGGAGCUGCGCUUCCACUCCAUCCUCAAGGUGGACUGCGUGGAGCGUACGGGCAAGUACGUCUAUUUCACCAUCGUCACCACCGACCGCAAGGAGAUCGACUUCCGCUGCGCGGGCGAGAGCUGCUGGAACGCGGCCAUCACACUGGCGCUCAUCGACUUCCAGAACCGCCGCGCCCUGGAGGACUUCCGCAGCCGCCAGGAGCGCGCCGCGCCCGUCGGGCAGCCCGAGGCCGGGACGGCCCGCGCGCCCUGAGCGCCGCCGCCGCGGAACCACACACUGGACGGGUCGGGCCGGACGCGGGCCGCGCCGGCAGGAGCUCAGGGAAUGCCCGGAGCGGCAGAAGCCCCGGCGGCGCCCAGCCACUGACCACGGCGAGGACAAAGGCCGGGGCUGCGUCCUGCCCGGCAGAGAAGGACCCUCCCGUGCGGAGCCGCAGAGCCUCGCCCCCGCUGUGCGGGUGCAUUAAAUUAUUGGACUAUCUAUGUAUUUAUUUUGAUGGUAUUUGUGUUAAAACCAUCUGUCUUAAUAUAUAUACAUAUAUAUAUGUGUAUAUAUGUGUGUGUGUGUGUGUGUGUGUAAUCAAUGUGUCCAUUCCAAAUAAACUACCUGACUUGUUCUCUUUUCUACCA